Racocetra persica is the source of this 561-nucleotide messenger RNA. NCBI's taxonomy places the organism in Eukaryota, Fungi, Glomeromycota, Glomeromycetes, Diversisporales, Gigasporaceae. The record is from the annotation of a GenBank genome assembly.
AAUACAAAAGUUGAUGGUACAAUUAAUAAAAUCUUUGCUGGCAUGAUAAAAACUUAUAUUAAAUGUGUCAACGUGGAUUAUGAGUAUCAACGUGUUGAUGAAUACUAUGGUGAAACCCUUGAUGAUUCCUUUAUGAAAUUUACUCAAGAAGAAAAUUUAGAUGGAAAUAAUAAAUAUGAUACAGAAUUUUAUGGCUUGCAAGCUGCAAAAAAAAGGGUAACCUUUGAAAGUUUCCCACCUGUAUUGCGCAUAUAUUUAGAAAACGAUUCGGAUCAGGAUAAUAAUUGCGAAUAUCCCACCGAAAUUGAUUUACAAAAAUAUUUAUCUCCAGAUGUAGAUAAAUCAAAAUCGUGUAGAUAUUUAUUAUAUGGGUUAAAAUUUAAUGAUGAUCAAGUUACUCUAGAAUCAUAUGGAGAAAUAUUUCAGGAAUUCCAUGACCCACAUAUAUUAGUAUAUAUUUGUGAAUCUGAUGUCAAUGAAAUAUUAUCUCCAAUACUUCCUAAAGACAUACCGAAAUGUUUCCAUGAAGAAAAAGAAAGUGACCUACAUAUGCAAACUUGG